Anopheles bellator is the source of this 692-nucleotide messenger RNA. Its product is annotated as probable RNA-binding protein EIF1AD. Gene Ontology annotation, cellular component: nucleus. Bases 66 to 581 code for a protein of 171 amino acids. Lineage: Eukaryota; Metazoa; Arthropoda; Insecta; Diptera; Culicidae. Gene Ontology annotation, biological process: translational initiation. The record is from RefSeq and is a predicted model, not a curated record. Gene Ontology annotation, molecular function: translation initiation factor activity; RNA binding. The transcript has a single exon.
AAGAGUCACAGAAAAGUGCUGAUAUUGCUGUAUUGCUUCGCGUUCCCAUCCCGGCAGAUCAUCCGAUGUCCCGUGUAACGAAAAUUAAGCACGUCCUCAAGGAGCAGGAAGCGGACGAGUUCGAUGUGCCGAAGGAAAACCAAAGCAUUGUGCGUAUCGUCGCCAGCCGCGGCAACAACCUGCACGAAGUGGAAACGGCGCAGGAGGGCGAAGAACGGUUCCUGGUGUCGAUGCCGGUAAAGUUCCGCAAAAAUGUGUGGAUCAAGCGCGGCGACUUUGUGCUGGUGGAACCGAUCGAGGAGGGCAACAAAGUGAAGGCCGAAAUCUGCCGGAUACUGACGCCGGAGCACAUCAAGGUAUUCGAGCAAGAGGGCGUUUGGCCGCGAAAGUUCAGCAAAAAGCGCGAAUUGGAGGAAGACGUGGAUGAGGACGGUCUCGUGCGGAACACGAACCGGAAAUACGUCACACAGCACGACUCCGAAGACGAUGAUAGCGAGGCGGAUGAUGGGGACGAAGACGUCGACGACGAGCUGGAAGAGGAUAGCAGCCGCGAUGAGAAGCAACGUCAAACUGAACGAUGAAUCGGUAGUAAUUUGCAUCAAUACGUUUAUUUUGUUAAAGAUUUAGAGGAUAGAAGUAUCAAAAAACGACUAAAGAUACCCAAUAUCUGUACAUUUGUGAUGCAUGCUUGA